Molecule: messenger RNA, 648 nt
Organism: Arabis nemorensis
Lineage: Eukaryota; Viridiplantae; Streptophyta; Magnoliopsida; Brassicales; Brassicaceae
Source: the annotation of a GenBank genome assembly
AUGGCGAAUCAUCUCAAAUUUUAUAUAUAUGACCUAGAGUUGACUGUGGUUAACAGCAACUCUCAGCUCCGGCGAUUGCUGAUUGCAACUGCAAAUCGUUCGAUUCUCGUUGUGGAAGAUAUCGAUUGUUCGAUCAAACUGAAAAACAGGACAAGUGAUGAUGAAGAAAGCGAAAACCCAAGGCACAAAAAAGUUACACUCUCUGGCCUGCUAUAUUUCAUAGAUGGUCUAUGGUCAAGCUGCGGUGACGAAAGGAUCAUUGUAUUCACAACCAAUUACAAAGAGAAACUCGACGCAGCCUUGUUGAGGCCAGGGCGUAUGGAUAUGCACAUUCACAUGUCGUAUUGCACACCGAGUGCUUUUAAGGUUCUUGCUUUGAACUAUCUAAAUAUCAAAGAGCAUGAGCUUUUCGGCGAGAUAGAGGAAGGUAUUAAGAAGACAGAAGUUAGUCCAGCAGAUGUGGCUGAACAGCUUAUGAGGAAUGGCACUGUUGAUUAUAUACUUCAGAGUUUGAUUGAGUUCUUAAGACUGAAGAGCGAACAAGAUAAAGCCAAACAGGAGAAGCAAGAAUUGGAGAAGGAGGAAGAAGAUUCGGAGGUCGAAAAGGAAUGUUGUAUACUAGAAUAUCUAUCUAUGUUAUUUCUCUGA